CCACUCUCCAUCUCAUCGAUCUCCGUACGUCGAUUCCCGCCGGUAACCGGGCAACAACGAAUCAUCCCGUCGGCUAGGUGAACAAUCCCCAAUCAUUUCUUUAUUAUUAUUAUUAUUAUUAUUAUUAUGAGGAGCAUUCACAACGUUCAAGCAAAUUCGAUCUGGAAGGAUUUUACUGAUCUUUCAACCAUUUAUGCUCCUCGGGGCAAGCCAACGUUAGUGCAUGCUGCGCCUCGGCCAGUUUCCGGAACUCGAAGGCUAUCGAUACAAUGUGAGGUUAAGUUUCGUCCUUGCAUCGACAUACACAAGGGGAAAGUGAAACAGAUUGUUGGAUCCACUCUUCAAGAUUCUAAAGAGGGAGUUUCAAGUCUUAUCACUAAUUACGAAUCUGAUAAAUCGGCUGCUGAAUAUGCGAAAAUGUACAAGGAAGAUGAGCUUACUGGUGGCCAUGUAAUAAUGCUCGGAGCGGAUCCAUUGAGCAAAGCAGCAGCGAUCGAAGCAUUACAUGAGUUUCCUGGUGGUUUGCAAGUUGGUGGUGGUAUCAAUUCAACCAAUGCCAUGAGUUACAUAGACGAAGGAGCAAGCCAUGUUAUUGUAACAUCAUAUGUAUUCAAUGAUGGACAUGUUGAUUUUGGGAGGCUAAAAGAUCUAGCCAAUACUGUCGGAAAACAGAGGCUUGUGUUGGAUCUUAGCUGCAGAAAGAAGGGGGACAGAUAUGCAGUUGUGACGGAUAGAUGGCAGAAGUUCACCGAUGUAUAUCUUGAUCAGAAAGUGUUGCAUUUGCUCGCAACUUUCGCUGACGAGUUUCUUGUCCAUGGAGUUGAUGUUGAAGGCAAAAAGCUGGGAAUUGACGAAGAGCUUGUUACUUUGCUUGGCCUGCUCUCACCGAUUCCGGUGACCUAUGCUGGUGGAGUCACCGAUAAGGAUGAUUUAGAGAGGAUCAAAAUGGCAGGAACGGGUCGCGUAGAUGUCACUGUCGGCAGUGCUUUGGAUAUUUUUGGAGGCAAUUUGUCUUACAAGGAUGUCGUGGCCUGGCAUUUUCAGCAACAAGCCUUGCCACUCUGGCACAACAACAUGGUUUGACAAAAUUUCCCUCUUUCUCGAGCUUUCUAUAAUUGAUCUUUGGUCCUUAAUAAGAAAACUCCGGUGAAGCUGCGUUUUGUGAUCUCAAACCCCGACUAGUGUUUUUUUCGUUUUUUUUCUUCUUCUUCUUGGAAUUUGCUGUUGCACAAUAACUUUUAUAGAAAGGGGUGCUUCACAAUAAAUAUCCAUGCAUAGCUAUUUUUCUGUUCUUUUCCACGUCGAUUCCUAGUUUCUAUCUGUUAUGGACAAAUGAAGUUUAUUCAAUGUUAAUGCUUCUAUUUUUCGUCUCUAA
Messenger RNA from Erythranthe guttata (spotted monkey flower), 1375 nucleotides. RefSeq names its product Aldolase-type TIM barrel family protein (gene APG10). The record is from RefSeq and is a predicted model, not a curated record. Gene Ontology annotation, biological process: L-histidine biosynthetic process; L-tryptophan biosynthetic process. Gene Ontology annotation, molecular function: 1-(5-phosphoribosyl)-5-[(5-phosphoribosylamino)methylideneamino]imidazole-4-carboxamide isomerase activity. NCBI's taxonomy places the organism in Eukaryota, Viridiplantae, Streptophyta, Magnoliopsida, Lamiales, Phrymaceae. Gene Ontology annotation, cellular component: cytoplasm.